AUGGCCCAAAUCAGCGAAUCCAUUGCUGAGCUCCCUGUGAACCCUGCUAAAGCUGAGCAUUCGGGUGAAGCCUCAACAGCUGCAGAGCCACACAAAAUGGCCGCCAACUCACCUCUGCUUCCUGACACUACUCCCACAGUCAGACCUAAAGAGCGAUUGUCCUCCAUUAAUAUUGCUGCCAAUAACCUGAAUCCACCUGAGGUCCAGAGAUAUGUGGUGGAGCACAUUGUUAAAAGUGAGGAUACACCCAUGCACACACGUUUAUCUCACAGACUCCGUGUCUUCUCUGGAAGAGUGCCACGUCCAUCACAUGAAGUCGACUACGACACUUGGCGCUCUGGAGCUGAUCUGAUUAUGAAAGACCCAGCUAUAUCUGACAUCCAGCGAUCACGCCUCAUUCUCGACAGCUUACUGCCCCCUGUUGCAGACAUCGUAAAACAUCUGAGUCCUGAUCAGUCUCCUAACAUCUACAUCAAGCAACUGGACUCAGCCUAUGCUGAAGUUGGCAUUGCUGGUCACAACUGUCAGUGUCUGUUAGACACUGGGUCACAAGUGACCACUGUACCUGCGUCGUUUUACAACCGCCAUCUUCACGAUGAACCCAUCCAUCCACUCAACGACCUGUUACACAUUGAAGGAGCUGCAGGCCAAUCUGUGCCCUACUUUGGCUAUGUGGACCUCACAAUGAAGUUCUCCAAAGACUUCCUGGGAAAAGACAUUCAAGUUUCCACUCUAGCACUCGUGGUUCCUGAUUCACGCCUUGAUUCCCCAUCUACUGUGCUGAUUGGAAUGAAUACACUCGAGCCCCUGUACGAGCAACAUCUGUGCAGUGAACUUCCAACCUUUCAGCCCAGCACUCAUGGUUAUAGAGCGGUGCUAAAGACAUUGCAGCUAACACACCAGCAGAGAGACACAGGUAAUGUAGGAGUGGUGAGACUCCUGAGCAAAGUCCCAGUGCGAGUACCGGCCGGCCGCACUAUUGUCAUUGAGGGCUCCGCCAGAAUGUCUUCUUCUUCACCCUGCCAGUCUAUCUUUUUACACCAUCCUGCUUCAGCCCUGCCUGGUGGGUUAUGCGUCAGCAGUUGUCUGAUCUCGCUGCCUGCUCAUGCCCCCUACAAGGUGCCAGUAAUCGUAACCAACGAGCUAGAACAAGACGCUUACAUUCCACCUUUAAGUGUGAUUGCAGAAUUGGAGGUCUACCAGUGCAUCCUUUCUCAGCAUCAAGUGACCAGCCUUCCAGCCGAGCAAGCAUCCGCCCUGAAUCUGGAUUUUGGGGAUUCCACGAUACCACCGGAAUGGAAGGAGAGAGUCACCAAGAAGCUUACUGCGAUGUCAGAGGUAUUUUCCCACCAUGACAUUGACUUUGGAUGUACCAACCAGGUUAAACAUCACAUCACUCUUCAUGACGAGACCCCGUUCAAACAACGUGCCCGGCCUAUCCAUCCACAAGAUAUCGAAGCUGUACGCAGACAUCUUCGUGAGCUUCUGGAGGCUGGUGUCAUCAGGGAGUCUACAUCUCCAUUCUCAUCCCCUAUUGUGGUCGUCAGGAAGAAGAAUGGUGACGUUCAGUUGUGUAUUGACUAUCGUAAACUCAAUCUCCAGACGAUAAAGGAUGCCUACCCUCUGCCAAAUUUGGAAGACUCCUUUACUGCCCUCACCGGUGCAAAAUGGUUCUCAGUACUCGACUUGAGGUCAGGCUACUAUCAGAUCGAGAUGAAUGAGUCUGAUAAGCAGACCGCUUUUGUCACUCCUUUAGGCUUCUGGGAGUUCAACAGGAUGCCUCAAGGGGUCACCAACGCGCCCAGCACAUUCCAGCGCUUGAUGGAAAGAUGUAUGGGUGACCUUCAUUUAAAGGAAGUGUUGGUGUUUCUUGACGAUCUGAUUAUUUUUUCAAACUCUCUGGAGGAACACGAGAGAAGACUACUACGAGUACUAAACCGGUUGAAGGAGUAUGGAUUGAAGCUUUCCCUGGAGAAGUGUAAGUUUUUCCAAACUUCAGUCCGAUAUCUUGGACACAUCGUGUCAGAAAAGGGAGUUGAAACCGAUCCGGAAAAGAUUGCCUCCAUCAAAUCCUGGCCAGUUCCCAAAAACUUGAAACAACUACGAUCUUUUCUUGGAUUUGCUGGUUACUAUCGCCGGUUCAUUAAAGACUACGCCAUCAUUGCAAAGCCCCUAAAUGACCUUACCCGUGGGUACACUCCUGUCAGAAGGUCCAAGAUCCAAGGGUCCACCAAGCCACAUUACAGCCCGAGCCAGCCUUUUGGUGGGCGAUGGAACCGGAACUGUCAACAGGCAUUCAACACGCUCAUCGACAAGCUGUCGUCCGCACCGGUUCUCUGUUUCGCUGACCCUUCUCAACCAUACAUAUUGCAUACUGACGCAAGCGCUACUGGAUUGGGUGCCGCAUUGUACCAGGAACAGGACGGGAAGCUCAGAGUCGUUGCAUUUGCCAGCCGUGGUUUAUCCCAGAGUGAGAGCAGAUAUCCCGCCCACAAAUUGGAAUUCCUAGCACUUAAAUGGAGUGUCACUGAAAAGUUUCAGGACUACUUGUAUGGAGCUGAUGUCACCGUAGUGACGGACAGCAACCCGCUGACCUAUAUCCUAACCACUGCUAAGUUGGACGCUACUGGUCACCGUUGGUUGGCUGCCCUCUCCACAUACUCCUUUAAGUUGCUGUAUCGGGCUGGAAAGCACAAUUACGACGCUGAUGCGCUCUCUCGACGACCUCAUUUGACCUCUACAGAAGAGUCACCUGAAGACCACGAGCUCAUUCAUCAGUUUGUGUCACGACAUCUUGCAGACUCUGAUGCCAUUACUCCUGACAUUGUUGACGCAAUCUGCCAGAGUCAGCUGGUUAAAGCUGCUGAGCCGGUUGAUUCUGGUCAGUCUUGCAUAACACUUGUUGAGUCGCUCUCUAUUCAAGCUGCUUCUGUUCCUGAUAGCUAUACCUAUGCAGAUCACUUACCUGUUGUUCCUGCGUUGUCUCACUCCAGCCUGAGAGAGAAACAGAGAGGGGAUCCCAGCAUCCGAGAGCUCAUCCAUCAGAUGGAGACGGGAGAAAAGGUCCCUCCAACAGCCCGAGAAGAGCUGCCGGAACUCCCCCUCCUGAGCCUCCAUGAUGAUAUGGGCCACUUGGGAAUAGAACGCACCCUUGACCUGGUCCGUGGCCGUUUCUACUGGCCUAAAAUGGCUGUCGACGUGGAACAAAAAAUCAAGGCCUGUGGUCGAUGUGUUCGGAGGAAGGCCCUGCCAGAUCACUUUACCAAGUUUGCGGUGGCCAUUCCAACGCCCAACCAAAAAGCAAGAACUGUGGCAAAGAGUCUAUGGGACAGUUUCAUUGUCUAUUACGACAUCCCUGAGCGAAUCCAUACUGACCAGGGGCCGGACUUCGAGUCGAGGCUAAUUAAAGAGUUGUCCAAUACGGAUGAUGAACUGCCCUGUGAUAUAGCUCCUGUGCCUCGACCUCGCACUCGCCUCCAUCCUGAGCCAGACACUCACACAGACUCUCCAGUUAGUGACGACGAGUUUGAGGACACAUCACCUCUCAGCCUCAACUCACCUGCGGUGCGUUUCACGGUGGAGAAGACAUGUCCAGCCCCUGUCGCCUCUUCAAAAAGAGAACCAGGAGAAAUGGCUCCAACCUCACCGUCUACGCUCAACCCGUCAGAGAGCACCACCCAACCGACUGCGGUAUAA
Stegastes partitus (bicolor damselfish) is the source of this 3696-nucleotide messenger RNA. NCBI's taxonomy places the organism in Eukaryota, Metazoa, Chordata, Actinopteri, Pomacentridae. The record is from RefSeq and is a predicted model, not a curated record.